ACGGAGCGGCGAGGGUGGGUGAUGGUGCGGUGGCGGCGCUGCGGGGCGGGGCGCGACGCAACACGGCGCGGCGGGACAGCGGCGCUCGCGCAGGGACACUUGAUGUGACAUGAACAGGCAGACAGGUUGUAAGCAAAAUACACUGAUAAACAGGGCAAAGUUCUUACCAUCUCUUGACUCAAUUGGCUUGGCACUGCUGCAGUGAAAAAGCCGCAAAUAGUGACUAGAAGAUGCUAUAUUCUGAAGAGAAAUUACUUAUCCCCUGAGAGCAGAACGCAAAUUCCUCAAAGCGCUUAUGAUUGUGAAAAAUGUUUCCACUAAAAGACACUGAGAUGGGUGCCUCCACCUUCUUCGCCUCAGCUCUGCCACAUGAUGUUUGUGGAAGUAAUGGCCUUCCUCUGACACCAAACUCCAUCAAAAUUUUGGGGAGAUUUCAAAUCCUUAAAACAAUCACCCAUCCCAGGCUUUGCCAGUACGUUGACAUAACCAGAGGUAAACAUGAGAGACUUGUUGUGGCAGCUGAACACUGUGAAAACAGCCUGGAAGAUCUGCUAAGAGAAAGAAAGCCAGUCAGUUCUUCAAAGAUCUUAUGCAUAGCAUAUGAAGUUUUGCAAGGUUUGCAAUGUAUGAACAAACAUGGAAUGGUCCACCGAGCACUUUCCCCUGGCAAUAUUCUUUUGGAUCGAAAGGGACAUGUAAAGUUGGCGAAAUUUGGACUGUAUCAUAUGACUGCUCAAGGUGUUGACGUUGAUUUUCCUAUAGGGUACCCAUCGUAUCUGGCGCCUGAAGUAAUUGCACAGGGAAUAGUCAAACCAAGUGAUCAUACUCAGUGUGAGAAGCCUCAGCCUUCUGGCCCUAAAUCAGAUCUGUGGUCUCUUGGUAUAAUAUUAUUUGAACUUUGCAUGGGGAGAAAAUUAUUCCAGAGUUUGGAGAUAGCAGAAAGAUUGAAGUUUAUAAUAAUGUUAGGCUGUGUAGAUGAUAUUGUAACUGUAUUGGCUGAAGAACAUGGUUGCCUUGAUAUUAUUAAGGACCUUUCUGAAAAUGUCAUAGCUCUACUGAAGAAAUGCCUUACAUUUCAGCCUUCUAAGAGGCCAACUCCAGAGGAAUUGCUGCAUGACACUUUGUUCAGUGAAAUAUCCUCAGUUUAUCCUCUCUUCCACAAACCCAUUGGUCUGUUCUCAUCUUCUCCAAGGUGUGCUAAUUUAACGCUUCCUGAAGACAUAAGUCAAUUAUGUAAAGAUGAAGAUAGUGAUUACCUAGCAGAAAGAUCAAUUGAAGAGGUUUAUUAUCUCUGGUGUUUGGCUGGAGGAGAUUUGGAGAAAGAACUUGUCAACAAGGAAAUAAUUCGAUCAAAGCCGCCUGUCUGCACACUUCCCAACUUUUUAUUAGAAGACGGUAAGAGCUUUGGGCAAGGACGAGAUAGAAGUUCCCUCCUAGAUGACACAACUGUGACUUUGUCUCUGUGCCAGCUCCGAAAUAGACUGAAGGAUGUUGGUGGGGAAGCAUUUUAUCCAUUGCUUGAAGAUGACCAGUCAACUUUACCUCAUUCAAAUAGUAGUAAUGAUCUGUCUGCAGCUGCUAGUCUUCCUCUGAUCAUCCGAGAGAGGGACACAGAGUACCAGCUAAAUAGAAUUGUCCUGUUUGACAGGUUGUUGAAGGCCUACCCAUAUAAGAAAAACCAAAUUUGGAAAGAAGCCAGGGUUGAUAUCCCUCCUCUUCUGAGAGGUAUAACCUGGGCUGCCCUGUUGGGUGUUGAGGGUGCCAUACAAGCAAAAUAUGAUGCCAUUGAUAAAGACACACCAAUUCCUACAGACAGACAAAUUGAAGUUGAUAUUCCUCGUUGCCAUCAGUAUGAUGAAUUGCUGUCAUCACCAGAAGGUCACGCAAAGUUUAGACGUGUGUUGAAGGCCUGGGUUGUUUCUCAUCCUGAUUUGGUGUACUGGCAAGGUCUUGACUCUCUUUGUGCACCAUUUCUGUACUUGAAUUUUAACAAUGAAGCUCUGGCAUAUGCCUGCAUGUCUGCUUUUAUCCCCAAAUAUUUGUAUAACUUCUUUUUAAAGGAUAAUUCUCAUGUUAUUCAAGAAUACUUGACGGUAUUUUCCCAGAUGAUUGCAUUCCAUGAUCCAGAGCUGAGUAAUCACCUAAAUGAAAUUGGUUUUAUUCCAGAUCUUUAUGCUAUUCCUUGGUUUCUUACAAUGUUUACACAUGUUUUUCCUUUGCACAAAAUUUUUCACUUGUGGGAUACAUUGCUACUUGGAAAUUCCUCCUUCCCAUUCUGUAUUGGAGUUGCAAUACUUCAGCAGCUAAGGGAUCGUCUUCUGGCUAAUGGAUUCAAUGAAUGCAUUCUCCUUUUUUCAGACUUGCCAGAGAUUGAUAUUGAGCGUUGUGUUCGUGAGUCAAUCAACCUGUUUCGCUGGACUCCGAAGAGUGCUACAUACAGGCAAUAUGCACAGCCUCCACGGCAAGCCAGCGAGAGCAACAGCGCAAGAAGUUCCAUGUCCUGCUUUUCAGCAGAUUAUCAGGAAGCACCUCGAAGUGACCUAUCUAGGGACUCCAUCAAGUUGGAUGACCUGAAGGCAGAGGUGUCACCACGAAUUUCAGCAGAAGAUCUGAUUGAUUUGUGUGAGUUGACAGGACCUAGUCACUCCAAAACACCUGUAAAGAAAACAAAGUCUAGCAAACCAAAACUACUGGUGGUGGACAUUCGUAACAGUGAAGACUUUAACCGUGGCCACAUUUCUGGCAGCAUCAAUGUCCCAUUUUCAUCGGCAUUUACUGCAGACGGGGAUCUCAUCCAGUGCCCAGCAACUGCCACACUCCAGAGCUUUAAGGGAAGAGUUGUGGUGAUUGUAGGAAAUGCAGUGAAGAACACAGCUGCUUUUGCAGCUCAUCUAGUGAAAAACAAGUACUCAAGGAUCUGCAUUCUAGAUGGAGGAAUCAACAAGAUCAAGCCAACUGGUCUCCUUACUGUUCCUUCUCCACAGAUUUAAGCUACUGUAAACAUUCAGGACCAUCUAUCUAAAUAGGCAUGUCUUACCAUACAACAUGGAUAUCCCAAACCCAAAGGGCAUUAUGGUGUUCUCACUAUACAAGCUAUCUUGAUGAUCAGUGUCUUAUCCUGCAGAUGUAGAGCACAGGAGCUUUGCUGUUAUUCUUUGAUACAGAGCUCCUAUUGGAACAGAUAAAAACUGUGAGGCUUCAAGCUCUCCAGGAAAUGUCUUUCAGCAUCGAUGUAGUGUACAAGUGGUUGAGGAAGUCUGAACACAAAAAGUAAAUCAACUAGCAUUCGGUAUCUUAUAUUUCUGCAGAACAAAAUAAACUGGCACUUGAUGGCUCUAAGCUGCACUUAAAUAGAUUCUUUUUCAAAAGUAUUUUACUGUGAAUAUUGAAAAAAUAACAAGCUGAAACUGUACCCUGUGUGUAUCUUGUGAAAUAGUAUGUUCUCUAAUCUUUUAAAGGGUGAUUGCUGUAUCUUGUGACCAACUUUCUUUUUGAGAAAGUAUCUUUUCAUCUGGAUUAAAAAAUAAAGAUAUGUCCCAGGCUGGAAGUCACUGUAAGAGCUACUGCUGAGUCAAUGCAAACCAUAUCAUAUCCUGCAGAAGAGGAGCUGGCCUACUCCUCUGGGGAGAAUUUAACAUUCUGUUUCCAUAAACCCAACAAAUGCAACAGUUUCUGAAGCAAUUAUGUUUACCAAAGAGGUGGGCUUUUGACAAUACUGUAUCUUAUGACUAUAGAUCCAUUAUUUCACAUACAGUAGUGCUUUUCCAUUUUAGAAGCUCAUGCCUUAAAAAGAAACAGUGCCAUUUUCAUCUGCAAAUAUUCUAGAAUGAUCACGCUUAUGUAAAUUGGAGGUGCACAGUUCUCAUUGGUUCUCUACUCUUAAGUCAUGUAAGAUGAGUGGAAGCAGUCUUCCACAAAGGGCAUAAGCUGGCUGUGCAGUAAAAAUGUAGAAAUUAGUUGCAAGAAGCAGACAAAAAGUAUUGAAAACACAAACAGAAACGGGACUUGACAUCUUUCUGUUGCUGGGAAGCUAAAAAUAAAUUUGAUUCAGACAAGUACUGCCUUUCAAAAUCCCAGGUUGCUAGCACCUCAAGUCUUGUUGUUGUGAAAAUCAUGUGAGGGGAAAUAAGACAAAAAAGAAAAGGAAAGAAUCUUUCUUCAAGAAGGCUACCUGAAGAUAGUACCUAUAAUCCAGGAAAAACAGUUGUGGUCACGUAGGACUGACAGGAAUUUGGAAGAAUUUAUUUUAGAAGACAGGAAUCUUUUAGAUUUCUCUUUCUGCAUUUUUAAGGUUUAGAAAACAUUAAUGUGACAUAAGGCUUAAUGAUCAGUGAAGCAAGUGUAUGAAAAUGUAGUUUGUAUAGUGUACAAUGUUACAGCAAAUACCUGUACACCUGAUUACAAUCACAUAUUAGCUUGCAUUGAGAAUUUGACUUAAAGCUCUUUAUUGGACCAUCAGUUGGGACACGGCAGUUUACACAGUACAAGGUCCCUGUCAGGAUAAUGAGGAUUUGCUCUGGAUAUGGUUAUUGUACACCUUAGUUGAAUGUUGUACUGUGAAUAGUUUUGGGGUUGGCAAAAAGAAAGUUGCAGCAGCUAACUUUAUUUCAUUUGUCUUCUGGCAGAUUUCCAGAAGUGCUGUGAUAGGAGAGGUGAGGGGAGAAAGCUGGGAGCAGUCUUUAUAAAACACAGGCAAAAUGAUCACUUUUUGCUGGAUUUUUUAGUGGUAGUAGCAGUGACUUUUGAGUUUGUUGGUUUUAGGGGUUUUUUUUAAUUGAAACAAUAGAAGAUGAGACCUUGUGGAAGGCACUGAAAGAGGAGGCUUUUGUCCUUGCCUGUGCGAUGACCAAAAGAUAUCCAGAAUCUUCAGAAGCUAAUCUCUAGUGCCGUUUGCUGUCUUCGGGGAGAUUUGGUCUUGCCACAGAUGUGAUUUUGAGAACCUUGUUGGAAAAAUAUGAUGAAUGAAAAGAAUAUGGGGGAAGAAAACCCCCUUUAUCUUAAAUGCGCUUUGUCUAAAAAAACCCUGUGGAAUUAAAACAUGAUGAUAUAUAUGUGGGCACUCUGUGGUCUAAAGUCAAUAUAACAUACCGACACUUUCAAGGAAAAAAAUCCAGUAUGCGUGUUGGAGUAACCAAGUAAGGGGUCAGAAAUUAAAUGUAGGGAGAGAUUAUCAGGUUCAUCUAUAAGCACAGGGUUUCUGCAACAGUUGUGGUGAUGCCCAUGGUGCUCAGCUGACUGUAAAAAUGACCUGCAAAGGGAGAGGAGCAGCAAGGUUAGCAACAAGUUUCCUGAUACUGCACAAUCAUCCACUAUGAUCAAAGUUUGGCCUGGCUGCAUGGAGAACUGUAAAAACCUUGUGAUGCUCAGUGUCAGAGAAAUUCACUAUGAAGGGUUCAUGUGGACCACUGGAGAACGCUUUUAACUAUAUUCAAACAUUUAACCCUAUCUGUUGACAGGUAAGAUGACAUUGCAAAUGCUUAACACCAUCCAAAAAGCCACACAGGAUAUUGGUGAUUGUAAGGAACGAAAAGAACAAAACAUAUUAUGCCAUCAGAGAGUUGACCCAUAUGGUACUUCUUGAAUACAGCAGAGAUGCUUUAUGAUACAAAAGAAAAAAAAAUACACAUGGUUGAACACAAAACAGAGGCAGAAUAAGAU
Molecule: messenger RNA, 5658 nt
Organism: Colius striatus (speckled mousebird)
Lineage: Eukaryota; Metazoa; Chordata; Aves; Coliiformes; Coliidae
Gene: TBCK
Product: TBC1 domain containing kinase
Exons: 28
Coding region: 309-2990 (893 amino acids)
Biological process (GO): protein phosphorylation
Molecular function (GO): ATP binding; protein kinase activity
Source: RefSeq, a predicted model, not a curated record